ACUGAUUCGGCCGGUCGGUGGCUGGCCGCCACAAGACAGGGGCUGCCCACACUGACACCAGGACGCUACUUUGACACACGACCAACCGCACACGACCAACCGCACAAGACCGAGAUACACGUCUGCAGAGACAAACACCCCGACACCUGCUCCAAGCCCGCACUCAAACACAUAAACACCCACACACACACCACACGACCGCUCCGAUGACCACUGCCGUCCCGCUCAUAUACUCGUUUCCUGAGUUCUCUGGCGUCGCAGAGGCCGUCGCAGACUUGGUUGUGACUGCACAGAACAAGGCCUUGUCCAAGUCACACGACGACAUCGCCCCGCUGAACACAACGUCCGACUCGCCAUUGAUGCUGCGAAAUACACCGGACGAUGCCAGCAUUCACAGCAAUAGCAUGAGCACAUCGCCCUCGACAAGCUCCCAGUUGAGGAAGAAGAAGAAGGAAAGCAACAGGAGAUUCAAAAUAGGUAUCAGUGGUGGUUCUCUUCUCAAUGUGUUGCACGAGGGCCUCCUCAAGCGAGACGACAUCAAGUGGGACAAGUGGGACGUCUACUUUGCUGACGAGAGGUUGGUGCCUUUCGACUCCUCGGAGUCCAACUACGGACAGGCCAAGUCCAAGCUAUUCGACCUCAUUCCGGAGUCAAAGGGCUCUCCAAACAUCUAUCCGAUAAACUCGGCUCUGCUGGAUGACCCGCAGGAGUGCGCCGAUGACUACGAGAAGACCCUCAUCAAGGGAUUUGCCUCCAAGGACUCGGUCAAGUUGCCCAUGUUCGACUUGAUCUUACUCGGCUGUGCCCCAGACGGCCACGUCGCCUCCCUCUUCCCGAACCACGAAACCUUGAGAGAAAACUACGCUUGGUGUGUGCCCGUCGAGAACAGCCCCGUGGGACCGGCCAACCGUAUAUCCUUCUCCGUCCCAGUCAUCUGCCACUCCCACUUAGUGGCGUUCGUCGUUGAGGGCUCCACAAAGGCUCCUGUCCUCAGAACCAUCAUGGAGAGACCCGACAAGGGGCUUCCCGCCAGUAUAAUCAACGAGAAGGCCGCCGGCAAGAUCGCUUGGUUUGUCGACGACGACGCCAUCUCCGACGUCGUUGGAAUCAUAAAGAAGCGCUACAAGUUCACGGCCACCACGAAUUGA
Pichia membranifaciens NRRL Y-2026 is the source of this 1148-nucleotide messenger RNA. RefSeq lists its product as hypothetical. Bases 207 to 1148 code for a protein of 313 amino acids. Lineage: Eukaryota; Fungi; Ascomycota; Pichiomycetes; Pichiales; Pichiaceae. Gene Ontology annotation, molecular function: 6-phosphogluconolactonase activity. The record is from RefSeq and is a predicted model, not a curated record. The transcript is spliced from 2 exons. Gene Ontology annotation, biological process: carbohydrate metabolic process; pentose-phosphate shunt.